ACCAUUGCUAUCAAAGCAAGGGCUCCAAUUUGAAGGUUUAACCACCUAGGAGUUGAUCGGGGAUGGCUCAAUUUCAAGCUUCUCAACCACUUGAAGGUUUGUCUACCACCAAGUCUCCUUUCUUUGAUGGUACUGAUUAUAAUUAUUGGAAGAAUAGGAUGAAGGUCUUCAUGCUUGCAAAUGUGCCUAAGGCAUGGAUUGUGGCUAGGAAAGGUCCAUAUGUGCCUAUGAAAGUAGUUGGGGAAAGUGAGGUUCCAAAGGAAGAAGUUGAAUGGAAUGAUGAAGACUUGGUGAACAUCAUGAUCAACAACAAAACAAUCAACAUGCUUCAAUAUGCUCUCAAUCCAACGGAAUUCCAUAGAGUUUUUGGGUGUGAUACAGCUAAGGAGGUGUGGGACAUUUUGGAGGAGAGCAUUCAAGAUAUGUAUACAAGAUUGAAUGAUAUAGUCACCAAUCUUAAGGCUCUUGGUAAAGUUUAUCCUUCUCAAGAAGUGGUGAAGAAGGUUCUCAGAAGUUUGCCCAAGAAUUGGGAAACCAAGAAGACCACAAUUGAAAAAUCUAAGGAUCUCAACACUCUUAAGCUUGAAGAUCUCAUUGGAAAAUUGAUGACAUAUGAAAUAGAAGUUCAAGUUGAUUGUGGAGUUGAAGUAGUUGAGAAGAAGAAGAAGAAGAAUGUUGCUUUCAAAGCUAGCAACCAAAAGGAAGAGAGUGAAGAUAAUGCUAGUAAUGAUGAGUCUAACAAUGAGGUAGACACCACCAAAUUGGUUUCAAAGGAAGUGAAGAAAUACAUGAAGAAGAGCCUCAAAGGGACAUCCUCUAAAAGAAACAAGGAAAUUCACUAUUUUAGAGGAAGAAUUUGUAGUGAUGAUGAUGAUAGAGGAAAGCCAAGCAAGAAGCAUAUCAAAUGCUAUGAGUGCAACAAGAUGGGGCAUUAUAGAAAUGAAUGCCCUCAAUUGAAGAAGGGUGAAGGGAAAAACAAGAAAAGCAUGAAGAAGAAAGCUUUUGCCGCCACUUGAAGUGAUGAUGAGGCUAGCUCAACGGAAAGUAAAAGCUCCUUAGAGAAUGGUGUUGCUAAUCUUUGCUUCAUGGCUCAAGAGGAUAGCAACAAUGAUGAGGAGGUAAACUCUAACUUCUCUAGUUCAAUUAAUGAAAGUUCAUUUGAGUA
Molecule: messenger RNA, 1165 nt
Organism: Rubroshorea leprosula
Lineage: Eukaryota; Viridiplantae; Streptophyta; Magnoliopsida; Malvales; Dipterocarpaceae
Source: the annotation of a GenBank genome assembly